AUGAAAAAUAACAAUUAAAAACAUAAUCCACAAUGGAAAAUGUUAGAUUGCGAUCUUAUUAGUGAAGAGUUCGAAGAACAUCAUCGCAUCUCAGUACCUUAAUUUCCAAAAUUCAAAAAGCCAACGUACAAUUCAAUGCAAAUAACAAGUAAUGUCUAAUACAGAAUUAACGUUUGUUCCCCUGCUAAAUUAGAUGAUACUGUUUCAAUUAGUACAAAGAAGUCAACUACAAAUGUACAAUUUUUGAUAUAAUCAAGCAGAGUUAAGCUGGCAGCUGCAAUUAUAUAGUUAACCAUUACAUUUAAUAAAUUAAAGAUCAUUUUAAUAAAAAUACAAGAAACAGAGGCCUAAAUUAUAAGAAACUUAAUAUCCUAAAAAGCAAAAGCCAUCUAUAUGUUAGAUAUAAAAUGGGCAGCCAACUAUACUGCAUUUCUAUAAAAUCAACAUUCAACUAUUCCUCUUGAAAUAUCAAAUAAUAAUCUGUUUGUUGAUGGUGAUAGUCGAAAUCCAUAUAGAUAAAACCUAAAGUAAGAUUUGGAUUUUGUGUUAAUGAAUCGAAACACUUGGCAAUUUUUAGUAGCAAUUUACGGAGGAGGACCUGAAAUUACUUAUAACGAUUAUUUAGGCAUAAAUAAUGAAUCUUAAGUCAACUCAAGGGAAGGAUCUUUAUAGAACAUAGAUAUUAGCACUUAUAAUAGUUAAACAUUCUAAAAAUAAAAAUUUAUAUUACCAGCAAUAGGUUUAUAUAAUGAAAACAAUUACUGUUUUCUUCAUGCAGCAUUACAGAGUUUGUUGUCAAUAGAAUAGUUGACUUGUUGGGUCUCAAUUGAAGGAAAAUCAAAAAGGCAUGAAGAUUAUAAAUGGAUUUUAUCAUAUUAUGAGAUCAUAGAUCAAAUAUAAAAUUGUAAAAAGGGUCAACAUGUGAAAAUUGAUAUAUUGAAGAAACUAAUUAAAAAUCAAUUCGCUCCUAAUUUAUAACAUGAUUGUUAAGAAUUUUUAUGUUAUUUAACUGAACAAUUAAACAAAGAGCUGAAGUAGAAUAAAUAUGAUUAGGCCAUAACUGAGAUCUUAUUUUAAGGAUAAAUGAUGCAAUAAAUUUAGUGCCAUAAAUGUAAAUAAACUUCUUCGAAAUUUGAGUCAUUUUUUGAAUUGUCUUUAUCUAUGAAUAAUAUGAAAGGAUUAAAAUAAUGUUUAAGCUAAUUUUUUGCCUAAGAAGUUCUGGAUGAUGAUUAUAUGUGUAAUCAAUGCAAUAGAACAACUAAAGCAAUAAAAAAAUAUAUGAUAGGAACUGCUCCUUAAUUUUUGAUAAUUCAUCUCAAACGAUUCUAAGAAAAGAAGUUACAUAACUAUAUAGAAUUUCAGAAUAAUUUAGAUAUAACUGAGUUUUGUUCUGUUAAAGCACAAUACAAAUUAAAAUCUGUGAUUGUACAUUAUGGAACCUAAGAAAAAGGCCAUUAUGUGAAUUUCUCUAAAAUUUAAGUUUAAUUAAAGUGGUAUUAUUUCGACGACCAUCGAGUCUAAUUUGCUAGAGAGUAAGAUGUUCUAAGACAAUAAGCUUACAUUCUAUUUUUUGAAAGAUCAGAUGAAUAGUUACUAUGA
Messenger RNA from Paramecium tetraurelia, 1599 nucleotides. RefSeq lists its product as uncharacterized. The record is from RefSeq and is a predicted model, not a curated record. Gene Ontology annotation, biological process: protein deubiquitination. Lineage: Eukaryota; Ciliophora; Oligohymenophorea; Peniculida; Parameciidae. The transcript is spliced from 3 exons. Gene Ontology annotation, molecular function: cysteine-type deubiquitinase activity; cysteine-type endopeptidase activity. Gene Ontology annotation, cellular component: nucleus; cytosol.